Knipowitschia caucasica is the source of this 2508-nucleotide messenger RNA. Lineage: Eukaryota; Metazoa; Chordata; Actinopteri; Gobiiformes; Gobiidae. The record is from the annotation of a GenBank genome assembly.
AUGGACGAGUCGGUUUUGUUGGAUCUUCUGGAGUGCCCCGUCUGCCUGGAGCGCCUGGACGCCACAGCGAAGGUCUUGCCCUGUCAGCACACCUUCUGCCGACGCUGUUUGCAAGGCAUCGUGGGAUCCCGGGGCGAGCUACGGUGCCCCGAGUGCAGAACUUUAGUCGAGUGUGCCGUGGAUGAACUCCCCAGUAACAUCCUCCUGGUCAGACUUCUGGAUGGCAUCAAGCAGCGGCCGCGAAGAGCCGGUCCGGGCGCAGGAGCCUGUACAAAUGGAACUUCUGGGGCGGUUGCCAGGGCGCACUGCAGUGGGAGACAAGAGCAAGGCACUCCCGGGACACAGCCACAGCGAACCCAGGCCAAGAGCUCCGUCGUCAGGUGUGCACCUCAGCUCCCGUGCGCCAAAGCUCUUUACAACUACGAUGGCAAAGAACCAGGUGACCUCAAGUUCAGCAAGGGUGAUGUCAUCAUUCUGCGACGGCAGGUGGAUGAGAAUUGGUUCCACGGGGAGAUGGGCGGAGUCCAUGGAUUCUUCCCCACCAACUUUGUCCAGGUCAUCAAGGCGCUGCCACAACCACCGCCUCAAUGCAAAGCUCUGUACGAUUUUGAGCUCAAAGACAAAGAGGCGGAUAAAGACUGUCUACCAUUUUCAAAGGACGAUAUCCUGACGGUGAUCCGCAGAGUGGAUGAGAACUGGGCCGAGGGAAUGCUGGGUGAUAAAAUUGGAAUUUUCCCCAUCUCAUACGUUGAGUUCAACUCAGCGGCGCGGCAGCUGAUCGAGCUGGACAAACCAGACUCCAGCGGGGACUCUGGAGAGGGAGCCUCAUCCGGGCCCCAGACCAAUGGGGCCCCGCGGGAUAAGAAGAACAGCAAGAAGCGACAUUCUUUCACCUCUCUGACCAUGUCCCACAAACCCAUGCUGGCCCCACCCCCGCAGAGGCACUCCAUGGAGAUCAGCGGGCCGGUCCUCAUCAGCUCCAGUAACCCCACUGCGGCUGCUCGCAUCGGGGAGAUCACAGGCGGCCUGUCCUGCAGCGCACCAUCGCAGGUUCACAUUUGCACAACUGGCCUCAUUGUAACCCCGCCCCCAAGCAGUCCUGUCACCACGGCGACAGUGUUCACGUUUCCUUCUGAGGCGAGCUACACGGCCAUCCCUCUGGAUGCUCUGCCACCCCCGCCCCCUCCACCCCCACAGUCGUCUGCUGGAGCUGCCUACUCAUUGGCCACUGGACAGAGGCCCUCCCCCAGCAUCAGCGACCAAAGCGGGAGACAAAGACCCACAGUAUACGUGGCCAUGUUCCCGUACACGCCUCGUAAAGAGGACGAGCUGGAGCUGAGGAAGGGGGAGAUGUUCCUGGUGCUGGAGCGGUGUCAGGACGGCUGGUUCAAAGGCACCUCGAUGCACACGGGGAAGAUCGGAGUCUUCCCUGGGAACUACAUGAGCCCCGUCAGCAGAACGGCGUCCGGCAGCAGCCAGCCCAAAGUGCCCCUGGCUCUGUGCACUCAGGCUGGGAGGGGAGUCACCAUCGUCAGCCCCUCUCCGGCUCCUCUGGGGGCCAUCGUUACGGGUCCAGACUUCACCAAACCCCUGGUGGUGUGCACCAGCUCUGCCUCCUCUGCUCCUCAGCCCACGCUCAUAGUCAGCUCGUCCCAAACAGCCACGGGACAGCAGCCCAAACUCCCCAUGCACGUCACCUCGCAGAUGACUGUGAACCAGGCUCGCAAUGCAGUCCGCACAGCGGCUGCUCAGAGUCAGGACCGGCCGCCCGUGUCUGUAACCCCGCUCCAGUCCGGGACAUCUGUAGCCUUCCUGCCUCACCUCUCCAUGUGCACCCUGCCCUCCGCCGCCCCCCCUGCAUUGGCUUGCUCUCGGGGCGGUGUAGGGAUGGGAUGUGCCACUGCCUCGCUCACCCCUCCCAAUGUCAGCGCAGCGUCUCUGGAUGGAGACUCCCUGAGGCCCUGCUCUGCUCCCACCGCUGCUCCCAACAACACUGCUCCCAACAGCGCCGGCCUGGCCAGCAGACUAGACAAGGACGGCAAGAGGGAAAAGAAGAGUCUACUGAAGCUGCUGUCGAAUAAGAAGAAGUCGCGGCCCUCCCCUCCCUCGUCGCCCACGCUGGACACUGAGGUCGGGGGAGACCUGCUGCAGGGGGCCGGGGCUCCAGACACGGCCCAGGGCGUAACCACGGAGACCGAACCCUCCUCGUCUGUCCCGGAACUGUCCCAUCGCAAACCCGCCCCUCUGGAGGUGUAUGCACCCAUUGCCCCCCCGCCCCGACAGCCCUGCUCCUCUCUGUCAUCUCAGCAACAUGACGCACGGCCCAUCAUCUGUGAAAGGUACCGCGUGGUGGUGUCAUAUCCGCCCCAGAGCGAAGCCGAGCUGGAGCUGAAAGAGGGCGACAUCGUGUUUGUUCACCGGAAACGAGAGGACGGCUGGUUCAAAGGCACUCUGCAGAGGAACGGCCGCACAGGGCUCUUCCCCGGCAGCUUUGUGGACAUCAUCUGA